AUGAGUAAAAAAGACUACUAUAAGCCGCUGGGGGUAGAUAGAAAUGCUAGUACUGAUGAGAUAAAAAAAGCAUAUAAAAAAUUAGCGUUAAAGUAUCAUCCAGAUAGGAAUCCUGGCAAUAAAGAAGCAGAGGAGAAAUUUAAUGAAAUAACAGCUGCGUAUGAAGUCCUAUCUGAUUCUGAGAAAAGAGCAGGCUAUGAUCGUUAUGGUCAC
Messenger RNA from Brugia malayi, 213 nucleotides. The record is from the annotation of a RefSeq genome assembly. Lineage: Eukaryota; Metazoa; Nematoda; Chromadorea; Rhabditida; Onchocercidae.